AUGGGUUGCACUCAGUCCAAGGCGUCAAUCGACGAGGUCACGGAACGCAAAUCGAUAGACACCCCCGCACAGGAAGCGCCAAUUUCUGAGAGUAAAACGACUGAAGAAAUUGUAGCGACCAUCGAGUCCCCGCCCGCAUCGAAGGAUUUAGUAAAAAAUAGUCUGAAGACUGAAGAAAUUGAGAUAGUCAAGGAAGCACCGCCUACUUCGACCAACGAACUUCCUCCUGCUUCUGAUUUAGAGGUAGAAGUUGCUGAACCAGCAUUACCUGCUACCUACGAAUUUGGUUCUGACGUAAUUCACCAUACCGAGGAGAUCAAGGAGGCCAUUGCCCCUGAAGUACCUGUGGAGAAGCCAACUGCUCCGAUAAAUGAAAUUUCUGAUGCUGAACUUUCCUCGACGAAGAGAGACUCAACUGCUGCGAUAAAGGAGAUUACUUGUGCUGAAACUAAUACGACUGAGGAAGAACCAAUCGCUCCGAUAAAGAUUCCAAAUGCUGAAUCCACGGCGACGGAGGAUGAACUUCCCACUCCUAUGAAGAUAAUUCCAGAUGCUGACUCCACCACAAAGGACGAAAUUGUUGAGACAGUUGAGGCAAAUCCUGAAGCUUUCGCUGUCGAGUCUACUGUUCAAGAGCAAGUGUCGCCAUCAGCAUCUGCAGACAUAUCAACAGAUAAACUGGUAGAAGAGGAGCCAGAGCCGAUUGUUGAGACAUCGCCCUCGGACGUGACUUUGGACAAACCUGUUUCUGAAGGCGCGCUGACCUUCUUAGCACAGGAUGUGACGUUUAAUGAUGCUAAUAUUGCCUUCUACAAUUUUAGCGGUACCGACACUUCCAAUCCUGCCGAAGAGAAGCACAUUUCCAAGCGCUACUCGGAAUUCAAAGCUUUGUACACUCAGCUCCUUCAGCAGCUGGCGGACAGCAAAGAAGGCAAGACAUCUGACUUACCAGCGCUACCGAAGACAUCAUUCUUACAGGGCCGUAAGAAUCUUAAAAUGUUAGAGGAGCGUAAGACGCAGUUCACGGUCCUUCUGAAUGCCAUUGCUGCACAUCCCAUCGCUUCUCAUAGCGACGUAUUCAAAGCCUUUUUGGCUUAA
Plasmopara halstedii is the source of this 1098-nucleotide messenger RNA. RefSeq lists its product as hypothetical. The transcript has a single exon. Lineage: Eukaryota; Oomycota; Peronosporomycetes; Peronosporales; Peronosporaceae. The coding region runs from base 1 to 1098 and encodes 365 amino acids. Gene Ontology annotation, molecular function: phosphatidylinositol binding. The record is from RefSeq and is a predicted model, not a curated record.